AUGAUUUGUUACGGAAGAGCAUUUGAAGCAGGAACCACAACAAGUAUUUGGUCCUGUGGAACAUUCCAAUCAUUUUUGCGUUUAGCUGAAAAUGGCCAUGCCGCAGGCGAUAAAAAUGAUGAUUCGGCGCAGAUGGAAACUGACGAAUCUACGCCUGCGAAGAAAGACGGCGAAAAGAAAGCCGAAGACCAGAAUGACAGCAAAGAGGUGACCACAGCAGAUGACCAGUCUACCGCUGCCGCAGCGACGAACGACGAGGAAAUGCUGGAGGAUCCGCUCGUCGACGUACCAGCCGCAACAGCGCCGGCUCCCGCUAAAUCUGCUGAUAACAAAAUUACAGCUCAAUCAUCUGUUAAGACUCCUGUGCAGGCUCCUGUAAACGAUGACAAGGAGAAGGAUGUGGCGUCGCGUUCGAUUUGGGUUCGCGGUCUCACAUCAGCAACCAAAGCCGCCGAUCUCAAGGUGUUAUGCACACAAUACGGCAAAGUGGUGCGCGCGAAAAUAUACACGUCGAAGAAGCAGUCAACCUCAGCGUGCUAUGGAUAUGUGACAAUGGCUGAUAGUGCGUCGGCCGACAAAGCAGCAGCUGCCAUGCAUAAGACGCAAAUCAAAGGACGGACCAUUUCAGUGGAGAAGGUAGAGAUUGUCAUUACGCGAGGCAUGCUGGACAUUGUCGUGUCGUAUCGUCAACGGAUACGUGUCGCCAAGCAGCAGCGACUUCAAAUCCGUCGACGUUUAUACUUGUGA
Molecule: messenger RNA, 747 nt
Organism: Cooperia oncophora
Lineage: Eukaryota; Metazoa; Nematoda; Chromadorea; Rhabditida; Trichostrongylidae
Source: the annotation of a GenBank genome assembly